This is a messenger RNA of Myzus persicae (green peach aphid), 1746 nucleotides long. Its product is annotated as nurim. The coding region runs from base 721 to 1536 and encodes 271 amino acids. Gene Ontology annotation, cellular component: nuclear membrane. The transcript is spliced from 7 exons. The record is from RefSeq and is a predicted model, not a curated record. NCBI's taxonomy places the organism in Eukaryota, Metazoa, Arthropoda, Insecta, Hemiptera, Aphididae.
UUUCAAGGAAGAUACGUAUCGGGUCAAUUUUGAGCCUCUAAGAAGUCACUAGUGCAAUUAUAGAACAAAAGUGUUCUAUGGUGCAAUAUACAAACGAUACCUUCCUAUGGAAAUAACUGGACAAAAUUCUAAAAACGGGAUAAACAUCGUUCCAAAACAUGAUGACUAAAAAAGGGACAAUCCCGUUUUAUUUCUGGAAUGUCCCUACUGCAAGCUGGAUUGAUGGGUUUUCAAGUUAAUUCAUCUGUGGUAAUACCCAUAGACCUUAUAUUACUCAACCGCGAAUCAUGGUCACGAAGUAAGAAUAUGUAUAAAUAAACUCAAUGUUUAUAAUACAGUUAACUACGGUUAUACCGUUGGGUUAUAAUAUGGUAUAUGGUAAAAUGGUAUUCUGUGGUUAUCCUGCAGUCCAGGUAUAACUGAUAACUAUUUGUACAUUUUGAAUUAUUUAAUAAACACUAAAUUGUAUUUUAGAGUUAAGUAGUCAACAUUUAAUUAGUUAAACUCGAAACCGUUAUUGUUGCAAACCUGUUUAUUGUUAAUUGGCGAUUAUCGUUGCUUACAUACGCCGAUUUCGAAGGACCGUUAGAACGACAGGAAUUGAGCCGGUGCUCCUCAGUCGGCUCCUACAACUACCUACAUAUUAUAGUAAUAAUAAAGGACAAUAGUUAUUUUUCGAGAUGGACAUACUUUAGUAUUGUAGAUCUUUGACCGGAUCAGAUGGUUCGUGUGUGGCGGACGACGAUGGAUACGAAUGAUACGACAGUUUUUCGAGGACUCGGUAACAGCUGUUAUAAACCGAUAGCAAUGAUCGCUGUGAUCGCUGGCAUUUAUGUUUCAAUCGUGUCCAUCUUGCGUUUCAGCCGUUUCCUCGCCGGUUUGAACACUGCGCUGCCGUCCGAUAAUGAUUUACUACAAUCUCGUAUUUAUUUCAGGAUAAUUUUGAAUUGGACACUUGCAUCAUGUUAUUUAUAUUUACCUUCGAUAGUUGGGGUUUUAAUUGAGCGGAUUGGUAACUUAUGUGGAUUGCCUGAUUGUUAUUUCAAAUUUACUAAAAUUGUCUUACUUUCAUCUAUUUUAAACGGAGUGAUUGACUUUUGGCAGGAAGUUCCUGAGAUAUAUUUGUGGAAUCUAAACAUAUAUUAUGCUGAAAUUAUACUCUUUUAUUUGCAUUGCUCCAUGUGGAUUAUAUCAUUUAUGAUUGUGUUAGCAAUUGAUAUUACUGAGAUAACAGGACUCAAACCGAUUUUUUAUUAUUAUUUGGUUAAUGAAAAUUAUUGUUCAUUGAAAUCUCGACAAUUUGAUCGAUUUUUGUCAAAUAUGGGAUUCCCAGGAUCCUCAUGUCUCUUAAUUAUGUUAUGGUCUCCAAAAUUAAUGAGUUUUGAUAGAUUGUUAUUGGCUGUAAUUUGGACUAUAGGGAUAUUAUCAUAUAGUCGGACAGACGAUAAAGAUAUAAAAUACGUUGCCAAACAAAUCGAGAAAAAAAAAGCUUGGAUGUAUUAUUCAGAGAGGAUAACAGUUUCACCGUUGAGAUAAACCGUAUUGUUAAUUAGAUAAUAUUUACCAUCCAAUAAUAUCUACUAUUAAAUUUUUAGGUCUUAUACAUAUAUUAUGUUUUCAGUAUUGGGUUUUAUUCCCAAAAUACAUUGUAAUUUGUAGGCUUAAAAAAACGAAUAGACGCUAAUAGUCUUCGUUUAAAAUGUUUUAUUCUAUGUUGCUGAAUUCAUAUUAUUGUUGGUAGGAAAU